UGCUAUUUAUUGUUUGGUCAAACAUUUUAUAUAUAGAUAUUUGGCUUCCAAUUUUAAUUUUUAGCCCUGUUGUUGAAACGGCAUUUGUUCAUGUUUUUAAACUUUUAAUGUUAGAGUUUUAUUACAUACUUCUUUUUAAGGAGAAUAAAUUUUUUAUACUGAAACAACAAGCAAAGAACAAAGGAUCAAAAAGGAACAAUGGGAUUUCUCAAGUCAGCCAAUAUAAUGCCUAUUUUGUGCUUCAAUCUUUUGACAAUCUGUAUUCAAGGCAGUCUUGCAUUUCCAGAUUUGUCAUACCACAGACAAACGAAUUCUUCCCGGUUGGAACAAUUGCGAAAUGGGGAGCCCAACAGUAAAGAUUAUGAAAUCGUUCAGCUGCGAAUCCUGUCCAAGAGGAGCGCUGAUGACAAGGACGUAAUUAGGGUCCACUUCUCUGCCUUCGGAAAGAAUAUCCACCUGCGCCUCCAAAAGAAUGAGGAUUUCAACGAUAAACUGGAGGCCUUGAGAGUCUAUGAAGCAACAAUGAGCUACGGCGAUAUUAAACUCGAAGAAAUAAUUUUGAAGGGUGAUGAUCUCGGAAUACCCUACAUAGACCCAGUUCAGAUGGCCGCUGUCACCAUCCGUCACGCACCUGAUGGGAUAUUGCAAAUGGAUGGUGUCAUUGGUGACGACUUGCGCAUAAAACCUGCAUCAAAUGACAUCGAUUAUCUUAUGGAAUUUUUUGACUACGUCGGCGAGUUUGAAGACGACAACAGAAUCAUCAAUUUUGGAAAAAAUGGAAGAAAUAUUCUUGGAAACUCCUCAUCAACUAGAAUUAAAAGUGGUCUUCACUUAGUGUACAGGAGUUUAACGAAGUCGACGAUGUCUUCUAAAAGUUUGCCGCUCGAUGACGUUCUCAACAACAUCGACUCUGCAGACGAUGGACGUCAUCGUAAGGGACCUCUACAUGCGUGGCCCGAAGUACUCCUGAUGGUGGACUACAAUACUUAUGAAAUGCAUUUAAGUCAUGGCUUCAACGACACACAGAUUAGGAAUUACUACAUCAGCUUUUUGAAUGGGGUUGAUCUAAGGUUCAAGACACUAACAAACCCCAAAAUCAGUCUGAUACUGUCUCAAAUUGUAAUUUUUAAAAGCAUGGAUGCGACUCCAUUCCUGAAAGAGAACAUAUUUCCAGGCACAAAUAUAUUCAACGGAGACAAAGCCAUGACUGACUUGGGGCGCCAUCUUUAUUCGGCCAGAAAGAAGUCGGAUUUAUAUCCAGAGUUCGAUUUGGCCAUCCUUUUGACUCACCUCGACACCUGCAGCGAUCAUAUUAUAUGCGAUCGGAGUACAGCAGGUAUCGCUUAUUUAAUGGGUGCUUGCACUACACACCAGUCGAAUGAACAAUGGAUGGGUGUAGCAAUUGUUGAAGACCGUGGAGGUUUCGAUGGCAUUCUGACUGCUGCGCAUGAGAUCGGACAUUUGUUAGGAGCAGAUCAUGACGGUACCCCAAAUUACCGCCUGGGUCUUCGAGAUUCUCUCGCUUGCAACCUUGGAGACGGAUAUAUCAUGAGUCACACUACGUUGUCAAGUCGGAUGUUCCAAUGGUCAGAAUGCAGCGUCAAGCAGUUUAGAUACUUUUUAAGCUCUGAAAGAGCUUCUUGUUUAUUCAACCAGCCCAAUUAUCCGAAUAAACUAGAGAAUAGUGUGUUACCUGGAGUUGUGCUGUCUCUGGAUGAACAAUGUAACCGUAUGAUGGGAUCUCGAGCAUGCGCAUGGGACAGCAGAGUGUGCACCGGCCUCCUUUGCUACGAUACUGUUUUUGGUAUUGAACCUUGCUGGGUCGGACUUACUCCAGCUCCAGCUGCAGAAGGUUCCCCUUGUGGAGAAGAUCUCCAUUGCAUGCACGGAAAAUGCGUCUCGAAGUUUCUGAUCUACAGUCAAGCUUGGCAUAUGGAACAUAGAAAUGCCCCAAAAAUUAGCACUACAGAGAAACCUGUAGAAACCUGUACAGAGGACAGCGACGAGUUUUUUUGCGAGAGCUACUUCUGGACCAUUGGACGUAAAGAAGCCUGCAAAAACAGUCGCAUAUUUGAAGAAUGCUGUUAUUCUCACAAGGUUUUAUGUAAAGUUAGGUCGUUGUAAACAUUUCUUUGACGACACAAAUUAUUAUCAAACUUGAAAAUAAUUUAAAAGAAGAAAUAUAUCUAGAUAAUUAAAUGAAUUUGAUCUGUGUGCAUUUUUACUUUUUAUACUUUAUUUUUAAGGAAUUUGUGACUUUAAGUGUAGUUAUGUGUUAAAUUUUGGUUUCAGUGCCUUCAGAAAAACAAGUUUAAAACAUAAAUUCGAUCUUCGGGUGCUUACAGCCAUAUGCUAAGGAUUGAUCGCCAAAUAGCUCACCAAAGAUGUGACAGGAUCAAACAAUUGAUUCAAUAAAAAUGCUGAAUUCCUUCCAAAAAAUUAACAUGCCGUAACUUUUAUAUACCAUUGUCUUGCAAUAUGUUAUCUGGGAGAACACCUUUAUUUGAUCUCGGAUAAUUAGUGCAAUUUUGAGAAUCGAUAAUGAAAAACAAUUUUAAAACACAAAUUUGAUUUUUGGAUAUUUUUAACGCAUGCUAGGAAUUAAUCGCCAAAUAACUCGACGAGUACACACGAUAGAUUCAGUAAAAAUGCUAAAUACACAUCAAAGGUUAUUAUUUCUUAGCUAUUGUAAGCCAGUGCCAUGUAAGGCGUUCUCUAGCAUGACAAAUUUAUUAGAGAAUAUCCGAGAAGGUUUUGAGGAAACCAUUCUCCCUGGUUUCAAUGAACUACGAAUGAUUUAUCGGAUUUUUAUGACCCGUACGGAAAUGCUCUGUACAGAAGAGUCCCAAUACCAAAAUUCUUUACCUAUCAAAUUGAAUCAAAUUUUUCAGUAAAAUGUUUUAUAGAAGAAACUUGCGAAGCUUAUCUUUUAUUUAUUUUCAAUACAGACUUUUACAGUUGGGGCAUUCUUUUCUAACCUCAAAUCUCGUAAAUGAAUUACUGUUAAGUGCUAUAGUUUUUAUUUUUACAUACAUUUGAUUAUUUUCAGUUACUGCAAAAGUAUAGUCUCGUUAUUUAUUUCAUGUUUUUUACUUCUUUAAAUUGUAUUGUAAGAAAUGGUUAAUUUGUACGUACAUUCGAUGAUUUUUCCGUAAUUGUAAAUGAAACAUUCCGUUAUUUAUUUCAAGUUUUUUUAGAUCUCUAAGUUAUAUUGCUUAGAAUUCUGAUGAGUGACUUCAUUCUAAUGUCUUUUCUGCCAGUGAAAUCAAUUGCUGAAUUGUCACGUCUUCUAGAUAGAAAUUAAACGUAAGCUGCAACAAACGGCAAAUCUUGCACAGAAUCUAGCAUCUGGAUAUUGAAAGAAUAGCACCACCAGUAAAUAAAUUCAAUUUUUUAAAGUUGUAUUUUGUUGUUUAUUCAUGCACAUUUAUGAAUAUUUUAUACAGACAUGCAAAUAAGGUUUUAUGAUUCAGAUAGCAUAGCUUGCUGUCUGUAAGCAAAUUUAAAUAUAUCUUAUGAUUGGUGGAAAGAUGCAACCUUUAAUGCAGUAUAUGCGCCAAUAAAUUUAGUUUCUAUGAAUUUUAAAAAUUUCAUUUUCAGAUUCUAAAGAGAAUUCAUUCGUAACAAAGAUUUCAUUUCCAAAUUCUAAAGUGUAUUCAUUCGCAAUAAAGAUUCCAUUUCCAGAUUCUAGUGGGAAUUCAUUCGGAAAAAAGAUUUCCAGAUUCUAGUGGGAAUUCAUUCGGAAAAAAGAUUUCCAGAUUCUAGUGGGAAUUCAUUCGGAAAAA
Molecule: messenger RNA, 3785 nt
Organism: Argiope bruennichi
Lineage: Eukaryota; Metazoa; Arthropoda; Arachnida; Araneae; Araneidae
Product: A disintegrin and metalloproteinase with thrombospondin motifs like
Exons: 15
Coding region: 199-2124 (641 amino acids)
Biological process (GO): proteolysis
Molecular function (GO): metalloendopeptidase activity
Source: RefSeq, a predicted model, not a curated record